AUGUCCUCAUCGUCAUCUGCCCUGCCGACACCAAGGCAGCUCCUCACCUCCAUCCUGAACGCCAUCUCCCAGAUCCCAGCGCCCACGGCACCGACCACGAAAAAUGAGCGGGCGCAGGGCAGCAGUGCGAUAACCAGGACGGGAUCGUUGCAGGCGCACGAACCAGCGACGAACCCCCUCAGGCUGGUAGAUCACAAGUACCGGCCCCUCUUCACGACCCUACACGUCCUGUUCCCUUCACUCCUGCUGCCAGCGCUGGACCUGUUGGACAGAGGCCUCGUGACGCGCCUAUUGAGCCCUGGAGAGGACACCACGCCCGCAGAAGUAAGCGGCCAGGAUGACGACCAACCUCACGAGUCAAGGCAGGAGGAUGAAGGCGAUGUGGAAAUGCGCGACCCUCCCGCGCCACCUACAACACCAGCAUCAAUGGUGUACCUAGUCCGCUCAGCACAGAAGCCGGCCCGGCGCCCCUACGGCGGCGGCGAACUAUCGACAACAUCUGCGCCCGGCAGCAGUAGCAGCAGGACCUACAUCGUGCACACGGCGGCGUGGAACUGCACGUGCGCGGCGUUCGCCUUCGCGGCGUUCCCGCCCCUCACGGGCCCUUCCCUCCUCACUCCAGCACAGGCAGAGCCGCAAGACGGUGCGCGCCAGGCAGACCUCAUGUCAGCGAUGGCCAUGGCGGACGACGUCGAGGGCGGGACGGACGGGGAGGAGGAAGGGGGAUCUGCGUGGCAGUUCGGCGGGGCGAGCUUCGACGGCACGGGCGCCGACGUCAACGGUGGAGGAGGCGUGCCGCCGUGCUGUAAGCACCUUCUCGCAUGUGUCCUUGUGGAGCGCUGGGGCCGUGGCCUGGGGAGCUAUGUGGCCCAGAGGGAGGUAGGGAGGGAGGAGAUGGCGGGUGUGUUCGCGGAUAUCUGA
Diaporthe amygdali is the source of this 921-nucleotide messenger RNA. Its product is annotated as ubiquitin carboxyl-terminal hydrolase family protein. The record is from RefSeq and is a predicted model, not a curated record. NCBI's taxonomy places the organism in Eukaryota, Fungi, Ascomycota, Sordariomycetes, Diaporthales, Diaporthaceae. The transcript has a single exon. The coding region runs from base 1 to 921 and encodes 306 amino acids.